AUGAGCUGCGCAGACGACCUCACUGUCGACGACCUCAAUACCUCGGUUACUACAGAGGUACUCGAGCGCGUAUCGGCCGGAGAGGGGAGUAAUGUCAACCUCUGGGGAUGGAUUGAUCGGGACAACGUCGUGGGUGUCAACCUCGUCGAUCCUGGCGCCGCGCCAAAUGUCAUCAAGCCGUGGGAUGAGCGGUUGGACGAUGACGAGUUUGUAGAGAGCGGCGUUGAUGACGAGCUAAUCCUCCACAUUCCCUUCACCGCCAGUCUCCGUCUCCGCAACCUCUCCCUCUACCUCCCCGCUCCAGGACAUCCCCACCGUCCAGGACGACUACGCAUCUACGCCAACAUUCCCCACCCACCAGACUUUGAUGAGCUCGAAUCCAUGGACCCCAUUAUGGACCUGGACGUGAGCGAGCCCCCAAUCCAACGACGCGACCUCGGUGGACGGCGCGAUGUCGACGAAUGGCCCCUCAAAGUCCAGCGAAUGGCCAACGUCUUCGCCAUAACCCUCCUCUUCAGCGAGGCAGGUACCGGCCAGCGAUCAAAGGUGCAGUAUGUCGGCUUCAAAGGUGAUGCCAAGCAGUUGACAAUGGACAUGUCCAAGCUUGGGCAGGUACCGGCGUCUCAAAGCGCCGAUAAGCGGGUGGACGGGGUUGCGGAGAAGAAGGGGGCUGGGUACACCACCAUCCGAUAG
Molecule: messenger RNA, 693 nt
Organism: Cutaneotrichosporon cavernicola
Lineage: Eukaryota; Fungi; Basidiomycota; Tremellomycetes; Trichosporonales; Trichosporonaceae
Exons: 4
Coding region: 1-693 (230 amino acids)
Cellular component (GO): nucleus
Source: RefSeq, a predicted model, not a curated record